GCCCGGGGGCUGCGGGGGGGGGGUUCGUGUGGAUGUCUCCACGGGGGGUCCCGGUGCAAAAGGGCGCGGCUCUCAGCGUGAUCUUGUCAGAAUAAAGGGAGAAAACGGGGAGCGGCGGCGCGAGCGGAGCGCGCGGACUGCCAGGGCUGCGGACGCGCUGCUGUCUGGCGGCUCUGGCGGGAGGGUCAGGGUGCCGCCGCAGAGCUGCAGGACCCUGCUGGUGGUGACGGACGGCCUUUUGUCCCGGAGGAUGACUCUCCGUCUCGGGCAGGCACCAUGGAGUUGAGAGUGGGGAAUAAAUACCGGCUCGGCAGGAAGAUCGGUAGCGGCUCCUUCGGCGACAUCUAUCUAGGGGCCAAUAUCGCCACAGGGGAAGAGGUGGCCAUCAAACUGGAGUGUGUGAAGACCAAACACCCGCAGCUGCACAUUGAGAGCAAGUUCUAUAAGAUGAUGCAGGGAGGAGUGGGGAUCCCCUCUAUAAAGUGGUGCGGGGCCGAGGGUGACUACAACGUGAUGGUGAUGGAGCUGCUGGGACCCAGCCUAGAAGACCUCUUCAACUUCUGCUCCCGCAAGUUCAGUCUGAAGACCGUGCUGCUGCUAGCGGACCAAAUGAUUAGUCGGAUUGAAUACAUCCAUUCGAAGAACUUCAUUCAUAGAGACGUGAAGCCUGACAACUUCCUGAUGGGCCUGGGCAAGAAAGGCAACCUGGUCUACAUCAUCGACUUUGGCCUGGCCAAGAAGUACCGCGAUGCCCGCACACACCAGCACAUCCCGUACCGGGAGAACAAGAACCUGACGGGCACAGCUCGCUAUGCCUCUAUCAACACCCACCUGGGCAUCGAACAGUCCCGCCGUGACGACCUGGAGUCCCUGGGCUAUGUGCUGAUGUACUUCAACCUGGGCUCACUGCCCUGGCAGGGACUCAAGGCCGCUACCAAGAGGCAGAAGUAUGAGCGCAUCAGUGAGAAGAAGAUGUCCACCCCCAUUGAGGUCCUCUGUAAAGGCUACCCCUCUGAGUUUUCCACCUACCUGAACUUCUGCCGCUCACUGCGGUUUGAUGACAAGCCAGACUAUUCAUACCUGCGGCAGCUUUUCAGGAAUCUGUUCCACCGGCAGGGCUUCUCCUAUGACUACGUCUUUGACUGGAACAUGCUCAAAUUUGGUGCCAGCAGGACAGCAGAAGACGGCGAGAGGGAGCGCAGGGCAGUCGACGACAGGGACGAGCGUAUAGUGAGCGGACCCAGGGCAUCUGCAGCUCGUGCGCCUGCCCCUGGCCCCAACCCGCCUGCCCCUGGCAGGGUCCGCAAUGGCUCCGAAGCAGCUGUUGCCAACCCUGCUUCACGGGUGCCCCAAACAGGGAAUGCGUCUCCACGUGCCAUCUCACGGGUAGAGCGGGACAGGAAAGUGAGCAUGCGGCUACACCGGGGUGCCCCCGCCAACCUGGCCUCUUCAGACCUCCCUGGCCGACAUGACCCAUCCCGCAUCACUGUCCCCCAGGUCAGUGUGCCAUUUGAGCACCUUGGGAAGUGAGGCCUGCUCUCCUCUCACCUGCCAGACCUGUCCAGGUGAGGGGCAUCCCCACAGUAACUCCAUUUCACACCUGGCUGAAGUCAGCGCCUUGUCAAACCCACAGCAGGAAGGCAUGCUUUUGCUUCGGCCGAGAGGAACUAGUCAGUUCCUACUCUUAACUGACCGUUUAAUUCUGCCAGGUACUGAAACUCUGAUGGCUUAAUUUAAUUCUGUCUUCACUUUGACACCAGCAAGUAAAGCACUGUGGUGUGGAAGUGUGCCAUUGGAUAUAUAGAAAGGUGAGUCGUCAAGGCGGCCUUCGAGAGACACCUUGUUUGUUUUUGUUGAGGAUAACAAUGGCCAGUGGGACUAAUCGGAGAGACGAGAAUGAAGAUGGAACAGGAUGUUAAAUGUCACAAAUGGAAGUGGUUCUCAACCAAGAGAACCUCAAUCUCAGCCCAUACCCGAAUGUACCAGAAUGAAGAAUUCAACUCCUCCAGUCCUUCCAGCCACUACAGUAUCAAGGACCACCAGCACACUCCAUCCGUCAUCAGCCACCACCAGAACACCGGCAAGGACAUUCAUAGUCUGAAGCUUAAUGGAUCUGCUCGUUGAUACAGAGGGAAAAACUGAGUGGUGAUUGGAUUAUUUCAGGUGCUAAUGAAGACUUAAAGUAGAAUUUGGUCAUUUUAGGUUUAUGUACACAUUACAGUAACCUUUGGCUUUUUUUUUUUUAAAACAUCUGCAUAAGUUGUCCGCUUAUGCUAAUAUUUUGUAGCAUUUUUAUAUUGAUUUCUCUUUAAUUGUUAAAUCUUCUGUUCGUUUUGUACGAGUAACAUUUCUUCAGAACUUGCUUCUGGGUUUGGACGGGUCUUGGAAAGGAUGAUUUAGGCUUUAUGCAUAGCUGUUUGAAGGGAUCAAGUGAGCAUGAGAAUGAAGGGCAGAAGGCUGAGGGUGGCAAAGCUGCGAAGGGUACUGUAAGUGAACACGAGCGAUGUUGUGAUGGUUCGACAGCGGCUGGAUGUCUCUUCCCACGGCGCCUUGAAGGAAUAUCUCACCUGCGUUUCUUCCAUGUCCGUGUUUUUGUUUGCAGAGUGUCCCAGGGAAUAUGGUAUUCAUAAGCUAAAGACAUAACCAACAGUUGAGAGAGAUGGACUUGAUCCCUUCCCCUGCAGCCUCCCUUGUCAAUCCACUGUUGGAACUUUUUCCCUUCAUUCGUCUUGUCCUCUCCUCUCUCUCAUCAUUUGAACAUUCCUCAGUUUUAAUAACGGGUACGUUUUGCAGGGACGGUCUAUGGAGUUAUGUGUUGUAGGCUUCUUAACAAAAGCCAUAUGAAUAUGACAUUGCUCCAUGAGUUAGAUUGCUCUUGUUAACCAUGGCUUUUAAUUAUUCAUUUUAUUGUUUUUUUUUAUUAAUGAGGGCUGAAAUGUUUGAGGGGUGGCUAUUUUGGACACUGUAAAUAUUUUUUUUUCUUUUCUGUAAAGCUAAAAUGUGUUAAGGUGUGAUCUAGAAAACAAGGGGGAUGAGGGAGAGUAAUAUUAAAAAAAAUGAACAGGUGGGGUUUAGCCAUAGUUACACUGCCAACUGGGUCAUAUUUUGGUUCCCCUUUCUGUGUAGAAUCUGUACUGUGUAUCCUUUGCAAACGGUAAUGUGUGUUUACCCUUCAGUGUCUAUCGUUUUGGCAGACUUAUUUUUAGCCAGAGGAUCAGUAGAUCUUCUGAAUCAUUGUUGUGUGCCGUCAGCCCAAGUUGAGGGGACGCAGUUUGUUUUUGCAGCACACUGGCAUCUUUAAUGAAUUCUUUUCCCCAUCACGUGUGUAGACCAGGGCAUGGAAGAGCUUACACUCCCCUUUUUUUCUUUUUAAUUAUUCUUUGGGAAGCGUAGGAAUCCCUCUUGGCACAUCCUAAGAGUUAACGCACGUGCUGGUGGUUCGUUGUGCCGUUAUUGCUGAAAUAUUUCGGCUUGGUCAGUCUGGUCUUUGAAUAUUUUGUCCUCAAGAAUCUGCAUCUCAUCACUUUGAACUGCUUGGCUAUCAGUCCGUAGCACCUGUUUUCUCACCUUACUCUUUUCGUCUCAGGCUGCACUGACCACUCUUGACUGUGUGCCAGGAGUACAUAUUGACUUGGUUGGGUGUUUUUUUUUUUAGGGAAGGGGAUGUUCAUGAAAUGCUGGGAUUGAUUCAUGGGCUGACAUCAUCCACCAAAUGGGCUCAUGUCACAGAUUUUUUCCCCCCCUGCAGCAACCCUUCUAAAUUUUGCAAAUGUAUGUUGUUUUAAAUUUUUCUUGUGAAAUGACUGUGGCAGUGUGACAUAUGGAAGAGGGGUGGACUCACGCUCUGUGUUGUGUGCUGAUAUCUUGUACAGUUCUUUAACACGCUUAACU
This is a messenger RNA of Scleropages formosus (Asian bonytongue), 3891 nucleotides long. Its product is annotated as casein kinase I-like. Gene Ontology annotation, molecular function: protein kinase activity; ATP binding. NCBI's taxonomy places the organism in Eukaryota, Metazoa, Chordata, Actinopteri, Osteoglossiformes, Osteoglossidae. The coding region runs from base 277 to 1530 and encodes 417 amino acids. The record is from RefSeq and is a predicted model, not a curated record. The transcript has 10 exons. Gene Ontology annotation, biological process: protein phosphorylation.